GGCCGGGCGGAGGGACGCUGGGAGUGGCGGUUGUUUCAAGAUGGCGGAUGUGGCCCCGGAAGCGGCGCCUUUUUGGAGUCGGGACCUUUCUGAGGAAGUCGGGCCACCUGUCUAUGUCCCAGGAGUUUCCACAGAGAGGAAUUUUAGAGCGAGACACCUGCUAAAGGGUCCGAAAACGGAAAUAAGAGCGAAGCCACCUGCAGCUGCUGCUCCCCUCCCAAUGGAUGCCUUCAAGAACUCUGGAGAAGUGCCUGGAGAGCAGGUCAGUGACAGAAACAGAAGGGGAAAGGGUCAUCUAAACCCAGACUUGGAAGCUGGGUUCCAGGUCUCUGACAAAGGAGGAAUGAAGAGUGCUUCUCUAAAGGAUUUAUGUCCUGAAGACAAGAGGCGCAUCGCAAACUUAAUUAAGGAGCUCGCAAGGGUGAGCGAAGAAAAAGAGGUGACAGAAGAGCGGCUGAAAGCGGAGCAGGAGUCGUUUGAGAAGAAGAUCAGACAGCUCGAGGAACAGAAUGAACUCAUUAUCAAAGAAAGGGAAGAUAUCCUUUUUAUUAACCAAAAAAAAAAAAAAAAAGAGGAGGGAGGGGGAAGAGUAAAGCGCAAGAGUUUGCGGCAUGGAAUAGAAAGCAAACCAGAGAGAAAUAAUUGUCCUAAUUUAUGGCUGGGCAUAAAUCUCCAUGUGCUGCCAUUCAGAAGCAAUCAGAGGUGACUUGCCAGCAUGCGGUUCUGGCUCAUUUGAGCUUGAAACUGCCACCCAGCUGUUCCCAGGAUGUUUCUUUCCCGUGAAAUAGAUAUUUGUCAACUUAGAAACAACGGAA
Molecule: messenger RNA, 815 nt
Organism: Anolis sagrei ordinatus
Lineage: Eukaryota; Metazoa; Chordata; Lepidosauria; Squamata; Anolidae
Source: RefSeq, a predicted model, not a curated record